Molecule: messenger RNA, 2509 nt
Organism: Saimiri boliviensis boliviensis (Bolivian squirrel monkey)
Lineage: Eukaryota; Metazoa; Chordata; Mammalia; Primates; Cebidae
Gene: ZFP2
Product: ZFP2 zinc finger protein
Biological process (GO): regulation of transcription by RNA polymerase II
Cellular component (GO): nucleus
Molecular function (GO): DNA-binding transcription factor activity, RNA polymerase II-specific; RNA polymerase II cis-regulatory region sequence-specific DNA binding
Source: RefSeq, a predicted model, not a curated record
UCGGGCUGCGGGCGCCGGGCGCGGCUGCGUCGGUCGCCGACUGCUCCCGCUCCUGCUGGGAGAGGCUCUGCCUCCUCUGACUCCUGUCCCUCCCUAAGGAAGAACCCCACAGGAAGAAAGGAGAAGGCAAUGGCUGCUGGGCCUGUGCCAUUGGGAGCUCAGGAGUCAGUGACCUUAAAGGAUGUGUCUCAAGAUUUCUCUUGGGAAGAGUGGAUUCAACCAGAUUGUGCUCAGAGAAUGACAGUGUAUGAGAACGUCAUGUUGGAGAAGUACAAGAACCUGGUUUCACUGGCAGGAAAUUACCUUUCCAAAUCCAAUGUGACUUCCCAGCCGGACCGAGAAGAACUGAGCCUGAUGAAAAAAGAACUGCCUGAGGGUGGCUUUCAAGAUUUUCUUGGAUAUUGCUACCAGAUUAACCUGCCCAUUCGUCCUCUCGUCAUCCUGUCCAAGCCAAGAGGAGAAAGUAUUGACUGAGCGCGUGCUGGGCUCUUCCCCAGCCAGCAUCUCACUUACUUGACACACACAUCCAUGGACUGGGAGACAAGAUUUGAAACCAAAGAGCCAACUCCAAAGCCCAACAUUACUGAAGAUUUAUGCCAUGGGGUAAUAAUGGAAAGGGAAGCUAUCUGGCAUUCUACUGUAGGGGAAACCUGGGAACCUAAUAAUUGGUUAGAGGGACAACAGGAUAGUCAUCUGAGCCAAGUGGCAGUUACCCAUGAGGAAACCUUCACUGAGAAGAGAAUAUGUGGAGGUAAUGAAUUUGAAAGAUGUUCCAGUCAGGGUUCAAUCCUUGAUACACAACAAAGCAUUCCUAUGGUUAAAAGGCCCCAUGAUUGUAAUUCACAUGGAGAAGAUGUCAAACAAAAUUCGGAGUUAAUUAAAACUCAAAGAAUGUUUGUAGGAAAGAAAAUCUAUGAAUGUAAUGAGUGCAGCAAAACCUUCAGCCAGAGCUCAUCCCUUCUUAAGCACCAGAGGAUUCAUACUGGGGAGAAACCCUAUAAGUGUAAUGUAUGUGGGAAACACUUCAUUGAUCGCUCCUCCCUUACUGUUCAUCAAAGAAUUCAUACUGGAGAGAAACCCUAUAAAUGUAAUGAAUGUGGAAAAGCCUUUAGUCAGAGCAUGAAUCUUACUGUCCAUCAGCGAACUCACACUGGAGAGAAACCCUAUCAGUGUAGAGAGUGUGGCAAAGCCUUCCGUAAGAAUUCAUCUCUUAUUCAACAUGAACGGAUUCAUACUGGAGAGAAACCCUACAAAUGUAAUGAGUGUGGGAAAGCUUUUACUCAAAGCAUGAAUUUGACAGUCCAUCAGAGAACUCAUACAGGAGAAAAACCCUAUGAAUGUAAUGAAUGUGGAAAAGCCUUCAGUCAAAGCAUGCAUCUUAUUGUACAUCAGAGAAGCCAUACUGGAGAGAAACCCUAUGAGUGUAGUCAAUGUGGAAAAGCCUUUAGUAAGAGCUCGACUCUUACCCUACACCAGCGAAACCACACUGGAGAAAAACCCUACAAAUGUAACAAAUGCGGGAAAUCCUUUAGCCAAAGUACGUACCUUAUAGAACAUCAGAGACUUCAUUCUGGAGUAAAACCUUUUGAGUGUAAUCAGUGCGGAAAAGCUUUCAGUAAGAAUUCAUCUCUUACUCAACAUCGGAGAAUUCACACUGGAGAGAAACCUUAUGAGUGUAUGGUAUGUGGAAAACAUUUCACUGGACGAUCAUCCCUUACCGUGCAUCAGGUUAUUCACACUGGAGAGAAACCUUAUGAGUGUAAUGAAUGUGGAAAGGCUUUCAGCCAGAGUGCUUACCUUAUUGAACAUCAAAGAAUUCAUACUGGUGAGAAACCCUAUGAAUGUGAUCAGUGUGGAAAAGCCUUCAUUAAGAAUUCAUCCCUUACAGUGCAUCAGAGAACUCAUACAGGAGAGAAACCCUAUCAGUGUAAUGAAUGUGGAAAAGCCUUCAGCCGGAGUACAAACCUUACACGACAUCAAAGAACUCAUACAUGAGGAAUGUUUUCACUGGCCUCUACAUCAUGAUGAACUCUUCAGUAAUAAGCAUGUAAGACAUACAAUGUAGAAACCUAAUAAAUGUAAUGACUGUGGGAAUCUUUCAGUUGAAAUAUAACAUACCAUAUCAGAUAAUACAGAGCACUGCAGAGAAAUCAUCUAAAAGUAGAGAAGUCUUGAUUUAGAAAGUAUAACUUACUUUAACAUCAGAAGUUUUACGUAGCUAAUAUAAGCAGUAAAGACUCAUGCUGAAGAUAGGUUGCUAUAUCAUAGUGCAGAUUCUCCUUUGGUGAUCAAAGACUUCAUACUGGAAAGAAAAAUCUGAGUGUUUAACUGGACAGCCCAGAGACCUGGGAUGUAGUCCUAAUCUGCCACUGCCUUGGACAAAUCACCUCCUUCCACCAGGUGAUGGUUCUCUAUUUGGUAUGUGAAUGAUGUUGGAGAUAGAAGUCUUGUAGGAUCUCUGUUAGCUCUAAAAUGCUACAAACCUAUAAAUAUAAUGAAUGCUGGGAAA